AUGGUUGCCUCCAACGACUUCUCCCUCUUCGCCCUCUUCACCGCUGGCCUUGCUGCCCUCGUCCGCGCCGACGAUGGCCCCACUGCCAACGCUGUCCGCCUGCCCGGUCUUGGUGAUAUCGUUCCCGCCGGCGAGCGCUACGACAUCAAGUGGGAUGCCGACACUCCCUACGCGGGCGGCACCGUCACCCUCAUCCUGCUGAAGGGUCCCUCCACCAACGCCGUUCCCAUCCAGACCAUUGUCGCCGGCACUGAGAACGACGGCUCGUACGAGUGGUACCCCAGCACCGACCUUGAGGACUCCAACGGCGACACCGGCUACGGUAUCAAGCUCGUCAUCGAUGCCAACGGUGCCUACCAAUACACCACUCAGUUCGGUAUCUCCAACACCAAGAAGGCCGAGACCUCCUCGGCUGCUGCCUCUUCCUCGGCUCCGGUCAAGGCUGAGUCUGCUGCUGCCUCCUCCGCCGCUACCUCUGUCGUCACCCCUACUGCCUCUGGCAACGCUUCCUACGUCACUGAGAUCGUCACGGCUUACACCACCUUCUGCCCCGUCGCGACUGAGCUGACCCACAACGGCAAGACCUACACCGUGACUAAGCCCACCACUCUGACCAUCACCGACUGCCCCGGCGGCUGCACUGUCACCAAGCCCGUCUACACCUCGGUUGUCACUGAGUGCAAGGCCUGCUCUGCCUCCAGCUCUGCUCCUGUUCCCACCACCUCCUCCGUCCAGGGCGGCUUCUCCGGCAACUCGCCCAACCCGCCCUACGGCCCCAUCUCCAACACCACCGUCUCCUACACCAAGCCCGCUCUCGGCUCCUCCACCACCGGCGCUGUUGGCACCCCUGCUUCCACCACCCCCGGCCACCCUCUCUACACCGGUGCUGCCGGUGCUCUCAAGGCCAGCGGCGUCUUCGGCGCUGCCGUCGCCAUGGGUGCUGCUUUCUUCGCUCUCUAA
Lasiodiplodia theobromae is the source of this 960-nucleotide messenger RNA. RefSeq names its product 1,3-Beta-glucan synthase. Bases 1 to 960 code for a protein of 319 amino acids. The transcript is spliced from 4 exons. The record is from RefSeq and is a predicted model, not a curated record. NCBI's taxonomy places the organism in Eukaryota, Fungi, Ascomycota, Dothideomycetes, Botryosphaeriales, Botryosphaeriaceae.